Molecule: messenger RNA, 1289 nt
Organism: Aplysia californica (California sea hare)
Lineage: Eukaryota; Metazoa; Mollusca; Gastropoda; Aplysiida; Aplysiidae
Product: prion-like-(Q/N-rich) domain-bearing protein 25
Source: RefSeq, a predicted model, not a curated record
AAAGGUACAUUCGAGACACACGACGCCGUGGGUGUAUCCCAACGAGGAAGUAAAUCAUAGCGUCUUGAUUGUGGCAGCCUACGCUAGGUUUGCACAUUCCGGUAUCUGGAAAGGAGAUUUCAGUCGAUCGGGACUUGAAUUCUAAAAUUAAGCAAAUUCAUAUCUACUUGGGAAGACACUCCUAUUGUGACGAAAGUACUGUUUCUAAGAUUCUGUUUGCUUAGCUCGGUCCGUUGCGAAUGACAGCCUUUCGGGCUGCGAGAGGCAGGAUACAGGAGGUGUCAAAUCAAAUAUGUCUGUGUUCGUCAGGAAAUAUUUCCAUCUGUAGAGUUGACAGAAACAGUUUGGAGAGGCUUUAUCGUUAAGUAAUUCGGCUUUUCAAAACCGGAGUGAUUCCAACAUUUUGCUCAGUUGGCGACACUACACUAUUUGCUCCAAGACCAACUGUUCAGAGGUAUACUAGACAGUGCCAGACUGGUCUCAGACUUGAGAUCUAGAUUCUUAUGUCUCCUUUCACCCAAGUCAUGGGAGGUGGGACUUUGAGUGUGAUGUUCCUCUUUUGUGUCAGCUUGUUUGCUGCCGAGGCUGCCGCCACAGCUUCCACACCGACCCAGACAAACCCAACGACCGCGACACCAGAAAUCCAAUUUAAUGAGACUUGUACGGAGAAUGCUGUAUGCACUGAGAACCUUCAAUGUGAUGACCUCACUAGCAAGUGUUUAUGCAAUUCUUCACUGUACUAUAAUGACAGUCUGUGUGUGGAAAGGAUUGGAUAUAAUCAAGGGUGCACAACAGGAACAGUUGGCAGUUGUGCUGAAGAUCUCCAGUGUAUUGGCUCUGUUUGCAAAUGCCAGGACACCCAAUAUCACAGUGGCAGCAACCAGUGUUCUCCCAAAAUUGGCUAUAAUGGACAGUGUACGUUGGGUCCUCAAGGGUCUGAAAACCCAUGUGCUGGAGAUCUUUCUUGUGUGAACUUUGUGUGCAAGUGUUCUGACACGGAGUACCACUCUGGCAACAACCUGUGUGCCACAAAAAUUGACCAUGGAGAUGUCUGUUUCAAUGGAAAUAACGAGAGUUGUAAAGGAGAUCUUGAGUGUGUGACCUCUGGUGUAGAAUAUCAGUGUGUGUGUCCUGCUGGGAAGUACCAUUUUGAAAACAAUCAGUGUAGGGACAAAAUCGACUAUGGAGGUGGCUGUGCCGUUUCAGACAGUUGUAAUGGAAAUCUUCAGUGUGUGUCCUCUGUUGGAGUAAAUUAGUGUCUGUGUCUUACUAACCAGUUCCAUAUUGGC